GAGAGAGACUGCGCGAGGAUUGUAGAAUGCUCAGUGACUGGUGGGAAGAGUAAAGAUGAGUGUGACAUCAUGGUUUUUGGUGAGCAGCUCCGGCACUCGGCACCGGUUGCCACGGGAGAUGAUCUUCGUUGGACGUGAGGACUGUGAACUCAUGCUCCAGUCACGCAGUGUGGAUAAACAGCAUGCUGUGGUUAACUACAACGCUGCUACAGAUGAGCACUUGGUGAAAGACCUUGGCAGUUUAAACGGGACCUUUGUGAAUGACCUGAGGAUUCCUGAUCAGACGUAUAUCACACUGAAGCUGUCUGACAUCAUUCGAUUCGGAUAUGAUUCCCAUGUGUAUGUUCUGGAGCGGAGCCAACACAGAGUACCGGAGGAGGCCCUGAAGCAUGAGAAAUACACCAGCCAGCUGCAGAUGGAUUUAAAAUCCUCAGAGCUGAAGAAGAAAGAGCUGCUGGACGACAGGACGAAGACAGACAGGUCUGAAAGCAAGAGUCUUACAGAAACCUCUGUGUGUCGCCCCACUCCUCUGUACGGUCAGCCCUCAUGGUGGGGAGAAGAAGAUUCAGGAAAUAAAGCUUUUAUUACCGAAGGACGUAAAACCGAUGAGACUCGAUCAGAAGUCCUGAAGGAAGCAGAAGUGAACGGGUCUCUUCAGGAAUUUUGUGAUGGCCAAAGCAAGUCUGCGUUCCUGUACCACCGAGAACCAAGUUAUUUUGAAAUUCCCACCAAAGAGAUUCAAACACAUUCCAAAUUCCCUGAGAUUGAGCUGAACGACAUUCCCACUAAGGACACAGACACACAGACACCGAAAUCCACUCCACCUGUGUACCAGAGCCACGCCUCCUUCACCAUCGAGUUCGACGAAUGCACGCCAGGAAAAAUGAAAAUCAAAGACCAUGUGACCAAAUUCUCAUCUCGACAGCGGAGCAAACAGUCAAGUCCUAAAUUGAGCACCACAGCGCCCACCGAGGUCCAGUCUCCAGAGAGCAAGGUCGCUGAUUGGCUGGUUCAGAGUGAUGUGGGCAUGAUGUCAUCGAGACGGCCGACCAGUGACGAUGUCUACAGCACCAAGAGUGACCUUGCCAUGCACAUCAGGACACUCAAAGGCCACCAUCAUGAAGAUGGUACUCAGAGUGAUUCUGAAGAUCCAGUAACCAAAGGGAAGAGGAGUAAAUCUCAUCACUCAAUCCAACCAGACGAGGCAAAUGUACUGAAAACAGUGGAACCUUCCGAAUGUUGCAAACCCCAAUCACCUCCUAAAAACCUUCAUGACAUCCCUGGUACUCCUGAAGGACCUUGUGUAUUAGAGCCUUCACCUUUCACUCAAAGCCAGAUGAAAUCUGUGCAUCAAGAACCUUUAAGCCAGCAGGCCUUUAUUAUAGAAUUUUUUGACGAUAAUCCCCGUAAGAAGCGCUCCCAAUCUUUUACCCACAAUUCUGUGCACGGUGAUAAUUAUUCCGCUCUCAGAGCGAAACUGGAGCGGCGUAAAGGAGCCGAAAGGCCUGCAUCUGUUCAUGGAAAUAUUCCUCCCACGCAACAGAUCACGGUCCCUCUAAAGGGCUUAAGCCAUGGAGUUCAUCAAAGAUCAAGCUCGCUAAAGAGGGAGAAAACAGAGGAUGCGAUGAGCAAGGGAGGUACUUCCCCUUCCUCCUCCUCCAUCACUUCCUCAUCCUCUCGCUCUUCUCCAGCGGUCAUCAUCAAACCUUUUGGCAGCAUUGGAAAGAAAUCCAAACUUGCUCAAGAAUUUGUUAACGAGUUUCUUAACGAACCUUCACCACCGAUGUCGGCACCGCCGGUGAUGAUGUCACCAGCACACACACAUCUUCCGUCUCCGGAGGACACACGUGUAUGUGCACCUUCCUCCCUGUCUUACCCAGCCUCUCCAUCCCAGAUACACACACAUCAUCUGUCCCAAACACUCCUUCCUGCUUCUUCUCCAGUGUCUAUCCCCUCUCUUCCUCCAUCUGUGGGACCAGAUUCCAGCACUUCAUUGUUACCCCCAUUUUCUCCUGCCCUGGGACCCGAGCCAGACUCUAAAACCAUUAAAACGCAUCCUAAAGGCCCUGGGGCAAUUCGUACAGAGGAAGAGGACAGUCUGAGUGAUGCUGGGACCUACACUAUUGAGACCGAGUGUCAGGAUAAAGAAGUGGAAGAAGCUCGCAGUAUGAUAGAUCAGGUAUUUGGAGUGCUGGAUGCUCCAGAGUACAGCGGAGUUUACAGACCGGUCAUCAGUGAGCAAGAUGUACUAAACCAAACCCAUACUGAGGUCCUGCACACGUCAGCACAAGAGCUUAAUGAUCUGAACUCCAGCCUCAGCACAGAUCCAGAAAGCUUUCUACAGGGGCAUUCUGAGCUGAGUGGACCCAAGUGGGUGUCUCGGUGGGCAAGUUUAGCAGACACUUACACUGACUCUGGAACUGCAGCAGUACCUUCAGGAAGUCCUCCACAAGGAACCGUUUCACACAGAGAUGUCAAAGGAUCCCUGAGCCAGAGUGUGGAUCAUUCAGAAUCAGAGUGUACUCAGAGCUCCAAAACCAGACGUCUUCUUCCCCAGGUUCCGUCUACAGGAGAAAAGCAGGAGAGUAAGACUCCCUGCAUCCUGAUCCGGACUGAGCCGAGCCUGGAGUGUGAUCCCUCCGAAAAAGUCUCUAAGACGUCACAGCCGGAUUCCACUCAGAGGUUAAAGGUUCAGGAGGAUGUGGAUCAUGACAGCCUGAGUGACACCAGUCGUUCUGAUGAUAGCUCAAUCCUGGACAGAAGCUCAAAGAGUCAAGAGCAAUACAGAAUGACUGCAUCGCUAAAAUUAGAAAACGCCCAGCCAAAGUCCACUUCCUUCUACAUCGGUUCUGAGGAGGGUUCCUGUAAAUCAGAUGCUUCCCGGAGUCCGGUUCUUUCUCAGACCGAGCGGGCUCCUUCUCCCAAGAUGCCUCCAACCACUGUCCUGAUAAGACACCUGAGCAGCAACGAAUCCAAGCGAGCUGUGAAGCCAAACUCAUCAGCACCAAAUCUCCAAACCCAUAACAAAGAUUGUGUUCCUACUAAAGAACCUCUGUCAUCUUCUUUUGUUCGCCAGGAGAGCUUCACCAAAGAUCGACCAAGUGACAACAUCCAGGUGAAAAGGUUACCUCACAUAUCCAGUCAUCCCGCUUUACGGGAUUUAGGCACACUAGAAAGCGACCAAGACUCUUUAUCAAAAGAACGCAGACAGUCCACGUCAUCUCAAAAGCAAAAAAAGGGAAGUUCUCGCGAACAGGCUGGAGAUUCUCUUUCUGGUGAAUCAGAUGUGGACACAGCUAGCACUGUGAGCUUAGUGAGCAGUAAAAAUCUGCCUGUUAGCACGGUGAAGAAGCGAGCAUCUUCUAGUGCACCUCGUAAGGAUAAAUCCUCUUCAUCUUCACAGGAGAAAACCAGACAGCCAACAGCGCGGGAGAGGCUCUCAGAAAAACGUCGCAAUCAUGCAGUUACAGAAAGCAGCACAGCUAAAUCCCAAUCUACACGUCGACUACAUUUACGCCGCAGCACUGGAAACAGCGGUUCGUUAGAUUUUUCAGACAAUCAGCAGAUUCACGGCCAGACUGAAGUAGCCUCUUCAGAUCACGAGUCAACAUCACGACCUUCCAGCCGCAAGAAACUGUCCGUGUCUCCGCAAAACCAAGAUACAAACAAAUCCAAUAAAGCAGCUCAUCAGGUUCUCACCCGGUCCAACAGUCUCUCAGCUCCCAGACCGACACGGGCCUCCAUGCUGCGCCGCGCCCGGCUCGGAGAAACAUCCGAUAACGAAGGAGCCGAAACAGAUCGCACGUCUCAGGGUUCAGAACAAACAAAACCCUCUGGAGACCCUAAAAAGCUGUCAAGAUUGGACAUUUUAGCCAUGCCACGCAAACGUACUGGAUCUUUUACCACUCCCAGUGAACACGAAUCACUAAACAAACAAACACACGGCCGUCCUGCUGAUGUUAAUGCUAAUGGGCGGAGAAUGUCCACGAGUGAAACAAAACCAAGCAGUAAAAUUUCUCCAACGUCAGAAAAACAGUCAUCCAUCCGCACACGCACCAGUCAGGCUAAACACACUGGCACGAGCAGUUCUCAUCAGAAACAGAAAGGUUCUGAUGAUUCCUCCUCAUCAGAGGAAGAGCGUGACGCCAGCUUUAAAAAUAAAUGCUCUCACACUUCAACCUCAACUCAGACCCAGACUUCACAGAGACUCGUUCCCACUCGGCUGGACAUAGAGGAUGAUGAAGCACAAAACGAGCACUACCAGAACUGGACCAAUCACAGUGCAGAGAUCGCCAGGUUGAGUCAGGACUUGGCCAAAGAUCUUGCUAUUCUUGCGCGUGAAAUCCACGAUGUAGCUGGAGAAACUGACACACCCACGCCUUCAGCGACGGGGUGCAACACUCCGCCCGGGUCGCUCCCUAACACACCUGCGUCUACUAUCUCCACCCGAGAGGAGUUGGUGCAUCACAUCCCAGAUGCCAGUCUAAGUUAUCAGAAAGUUCCUGCAGGUUCCCCGAGUCCAGUGGAUCAGGACAGUGAGGGAGCCAAACGACGUCCCUGGAACAGAGAAGAGGUGAUUUUGGACAAUCUCAUGCUGAACCCAGUGUCACAGCUCUCACAGGCCAUCAGAGAGAACACAGAACAGCUCACUGAGAAGAUGAAAUCCUUAUUCCACAGCACCACAGACAUCUGGGAGGAGAUCGAGGCGAAAAUGAAUGCUGAAGUUGAAGUCCCAAUAAUUAAAACGUCCAAUAAGGAAAUCUCCUCCAUCCUGCAGGAGCUGAGGAGAGUCCAGAGACAGCUGGAGGUGAUAAACUCCAUUGUGGAACCUGGAGGAAGUGUGAAGAUAACGGCGCCAUCUGCAGCGGGAAAACAUAAAUGUACGUCUGCAAGUGCCAAGCGGGGCGGUAAAUAAUCAGUGUGAGGAACGAGACGUCUGACUUAGUCCAGUCAUAUCUGCUGAAAAUCUCCUUCAUGCUUCGUAGGACCUGACUGCGCUGAAAUGUAACGCUGUGUUCAAUAUAAACCUGCUGCUUGCUUCAGAGAGGAGACAUACUCUGUGUGUGUGUGUGUGUGUGUGUGUGUGAGUGUGUGUGUGUGUGUGUGUCAGUAUUGUUUAUUAUGUAAACAUGUCCAUGUUACUUGUCUGUUACUUGACUCAGAAGUGUGUAUCACCUGUGUGUGACCGCCAGAGUGUGUGCGCGUGUGUGUGUGUGCAUGUGUGUGUGUGUGUACGUGUGUGUGUACGUGUGUGCGUGUGCGUGCGUGUGCGUGUGUGCGCGUGUGUGUGCAUGUGUGUGUGUGUGUACGUGUGUGUGUACGUGUGUGCGUGUGCGUGCGUGUGUGUGUGUGCGCGUAUGUGUGUGUGUGUGUACGUGUGUGCGUGCGUGCGCGUGCGUGCGUGUGUGUGUGUGUGUGAGCACUGUGGCUGUUACAUUGUUUACUUAAGAAGGAAAGGAUAGCACGGGCCGUGAGCAGAACAGAUCCGCAGGCUGCAGGUUGUUCAGUGAAGUCUUUUCAGGACAUAUUUGUGUUGUUCUGUAACGUUAUACAGGUUUAAACAGCCUGAUUAUUUCUCUUUUUGCUGUAUUGCAGCAUCUAAUCAGUAUCACACGUGAGGUCGCGCUGUUGUACUGUAUAUCAGCGCGGCUGUGAUGAGGUCGUAGGCGAGAGGGUGUAGUCUGAGUACUGAAGAUAUCACAGCCGUGCUGAUAUUUAGUACAACAGCACAACCUCGAGUGUGAUAUCACUUUUAUACACCAGUUCCACGAACACCAGUUAUUACCAACGGAUUAUGUUUUGUUUCUGUAUUUUACCACUUUUAUCCACCUACACAUAUCCUUCUGCACCUGGAGGAACUAACUAACAGUGACUGGCAGAGCUGGCGAGCGACGGUUAGCGAGCGACGGUUAGCGAGCGACGGUUAGCGAGCGACGGUUAGUGUCUUUAACAGGAGGUGAGAGUGUUAAACUCUUAGCGGUACUCUGUAGCCAAAGGGUGAGGAGAAUUAAACUAAUAAAUAAUAAACAUUUUAAUAAUAAUUAAUAAAUAAAACUCACCAGAUUUACUGUAUAUUUACACUUAUUACACUUUAGAGUAUCAGCUCCUUUAACUUCAGGGUUCUGGGGUCGAAUCCCAAAUAGUGUUAAAUGAAAAGCUAGGACCCUAUAUAGGGUGCACAAUCCCUUGUUUCACACACCAAGUAGUGCCCUUGAUCAGGGGUUAGAGAGCGAUUUGGGCGUGCAGAGACGGCGUGUUGUUUAAGACGCCAUAACGUUAUCAGAUGUGUGUUCUUACUGAAAGUGCUUCUGUGACUGGGUGUGAAUGUGGGUUUAGUCAGACAGCUGCUCUCUCCUCAGUACUGCGGACCGUACAGACCUACUCUCACCCACGCUGAGACACACAGUUAGGGUCAUUAACCACUGGACAACACCUGGGACACGCCCACUCAUACACAGAGUUACACCUCACAGUGCUGUUACUGUCUGUUAUCAGCACUCGAGUGGAAUAACGCCUCUCGUCCAAUCGGAUCACUCGGUCAGCACUUACUGUUGUAUAAUAGCAUUUCUUUCUCUUCACUGCACGUCCUCUGUCCAGCGGGUCGGUGUGGAGGUGCUGUUGGACAUUUAUGUCCCCAUUAGUUUACUCUUGGAUGGUGAGGUGAUGCCUCGCUUGAUACCAUUAAAUCAUGGCUUCCUGUUACGUCCUCUCACUCUGUGGUCAUCAUAACUGUGCUAUGCAUGAUCAAAACACACACACACACACACACACACACACAGAUAACUGUAUAUAAGUAUAUAUUACAUUUCCUGGUACAAUGUGAAUGAUACAGUAUGAAUGUGACUCAAUGCUAAUGCUAAUGCAACAGAAAUAUUAUAACGUGAGUAAAUGGAAUAAACUGAGGAUUUAUGAAGCUUUGUUGAAAAUAACGACAGCGGCACCUGCACGUCUCAUCAGUAACAAACAUUCGCAACUUUUUCCAACUGAUCGACAUUUUCAGUGAUCUGAACAAUUAUAUGAUAAGAUUCUUUGUUUUAGGCUCCGCCCCCUUUAACACUCAUUGGGAACGUUUGUAGUAUUUUUAUACAUAAUUUUUUUCAUACACGUGUGGGGCGGAGCUUACGCCGAACUGAAGCCUGUGUCCUGAGUGUGUUUGGUGUGAUGAGAUGCAGUACACGUGUGAACAGUAGGGGGCAGUGUAGAGGCACGGCGAGGAGUCUCCAGGAGUGAGCCACGCCCACUGUACUCCGACAUGUUUGUUUACUGUCUGAUUCAAUUCCUACUGGAAUCCUCUGGUUACACGUGUAGUACAACACGUCAACACACACGCUCGGGAUGUUACUGAGUUUAAACGUCUCGACCCACGUGUCACGUCACGAUCCAUUACACCUUUACACAAUCCCGCUUCUGUCCACCUGGGUGUACCUGCAGAGCGGUCAUGUGACUAAACACAGCGGUCAUGUGACUAAACACUGGGAAUGUUUAAUAACUGAUUAAUCUGACCAACGCUGGAUUUACACUUAGACAUUUAAUCCAUACCAUGUGUGUGUGUGUGUGUGUGUGUGUAAGAGAGAGAGAGCUACUCACUCUAAACUUAUUUUUAGUUUUAAAUAGAAUUUUUCCACUGAACACCGAAUAUUAUUUGUUAUUUUUCACACUUCUGUUGAUUUACUGUACGGUUUAAAUACAUCAGGUUCUGAUUCUACAGACUUCAGGGACACGUGAGGUUUAAACUCAUCAGAGUUGGAGGGAUCUGAACUCAACAGUUUAACAGCAGCUGGACUGGAAUUGAGCACACACACACACACACACACGCACACGCACGGCUGAAGUGAAACUAAAGCUGUAGUAGAACGUUUGAUUAUUGAUUAUUGAUCGUUAUUGUUAUUUAGAGUUUGUGGAUUUGUUAAAGUGAUUAUUUUCAUUUUGGCUGCAAAUUACGAUGAAAUUAUUGUAUCAGGAAAUCCUUAAUUAAAUAAAUUAUAAUAGAAAACAAUCUCAUAAAGACUGAUGUUUAGACUUGUAAUGGUUGUUGCUAACUUUGCAUCAAGUGUGUGUGUGUGUGUGUGUGUGUGUGUGUGUGUGUGAGUUAUCCUGUGGCAAAUACCUGUAGCGUUAUUUAACAAUGUUCAUUAAGAGCAAAAUUUAUGAUGUUUAUUUUUAAUGUUUUGGUCCAGCAGCUGAAACACGGCGUCCUGCUUCAGUUUAUUGUGAUUUUAUUUAAUUAAUUAUGUUUUAGUUAUUUGUUUAUCGAUAUCAAUAUUUAUUUGUGUGUCUGCGUGUGUGUGUGCUGUUUGUUUGCUUUGUUUAAAUUUAAAGAUUAAAGAUGUGUAUCUGUAACUUAAGUGUGAGUUUUUUGUAUAAAUGCUCUUACACAAACACACACACACACACACACACACACACACACAAACACACACACAAUCUCUCUAAAAUUAUUAGAACAGCAAGGCUUUUUUAUGUUGCUUUAUCCUGUGUGUGUGUGUGUGUGUGUGUGUGUGUGUGAGACAGAAGGUGGGAUUAGCUCCAGAUGUUACACCACCCUGUACACGACACUUUUCCAUUUAAAUCCGUCCUUUUAUCCAGUGAUCAAAAAUACUG
Messenger RNA from Clarias gariepinus (North African catfish), 8601 nucleotides. It is a transcript of the gene cep170bb, whose product is annotated as centrosomal protein 170Bb. NCBI's taxonomy places the organism in Eukaryota, Metazoa, Chordata, Actinopteri, Siluriformes, Clariidae. The record is from RefSeq and is a predicted model, not a curated record. The transcript is spliced from 19 exons. Gene Ontology annotation, molecular function: protein binding. The coding region runs from base 56 to 4915 and encodes 1619 amino acids.